AUGCUGGCCCUCGAGCAUUCGCAUCGUCAUCAGUUUGUGGACCAAGCUUCCGAUCUCGAGCAAAGCAUACAGGCACCAUUUCCGGGCCUGGCCAUGGAUUCAGCAUUCAACCCAGUCGACCCCAUGGUCAACUUUCACCCUCUCCCAUACUCAUUCUUGGACAACCCAUCCAUGUUUGCGAAUGCACCGAUACCAUCACUGAAGCAAGAGAUGCACCAGCUUCACGAACUCCCCCCCGCCCUCAUCUCAUCGGGGCACGCACCGUCGAUCCCCAGCGCCUCAUCCUCCACCGUUGGCUCCCCAUACUCCGGUCCCUCCCACACCAUCUCCAGCCAGGACGGGUAUGACCACCACGGCGCCUCGUAUGGAUUGGGUGUCAUGCCAACCAUUGUCAACCCCGAAACCUUUUCGCAGGACAUGUUGAAUGCCUCCAUGGAAUCCGAACUAUCCAUGGCGAGCCAUGAAAAGCUGUCCAACAGCUAUGUGGGUGAGUGCGCCGAUCUUUCCUCUUCUCAAAUUCAGUCUCCUUCGACUUAUGCACGAUCUGUUGCCCAAUCUGUGCAUCCGCAACUUCUUUCCUCCUGCCAAUCUGCGCUUUUGACAUCUUCUCCCGAGACUCUGUCGUCUAUCAAUACCUCCUCGGUUUUCUCCUCUGUCAUCCAUUCUCCAGCUACCGAGCAGACCCGCCCAACACCAACCUUCAAGUCACCGACAACACCUGCUUCAGCCCGCCCACGACAACCCUCGUCGGUCGUCUCUCCCGGGAAAGCAAGAUCUUUUCCCCCAUCCUCGCGCCCACAGGCUGCUUCAGCAUAUCCUCCAACCCAUAUGCUUCCCCAUGAUUCCAAUGCGACAUCACCUUCGGCGCCACAUCAGCAACAUGCCAAUGGUUUUCAGUCUCAUUUCUUUGCUCAAUGCAGUGGGAACUUUAUGCCACCAUUGGAGUCAUCUUAUCCUUCCUUGAUUCACGCUUCCAGAUCCUAUGGCGAAACAGCCCUCCCCGAACAAGGGCUCUUCCCUUCUAACAUGUAUCCCUUCUCGAACAUGUCACCCUCGGGUUCUCCUGCUCCAUCACCUCAACCCUAUGGCGUCUAUCCUACCACACAAUUCUCCGAUCCCCUCACAAACUCCAACUACGGCAAACAACAAAACUACCCCAGUCGAAGACCCUCCCUCGCUUCUUUUGUAUCCGGUGCAUCACAGUCCAGCGCAUCGUCAGAGUUCGACGAGGAAAGCCGAGAGAAGGGCCGCUGCCCGCAUCCAGACUGCGGCAAAGUCUUCAAGGACUUGAAAGCUCACAUGCUCACUCAUCAGGCCGAACGGCCCGAAAAAUGCCCCAUUGUGACCUGUGAAUACAAUCAAAAGGGAUUCGCUCGUAAGUACGACAAGAAUCGACACACUUUGACCCAUUACAAGGGUACCAUGGUGUGCGGAUUCUGCCCGGGCUCCGGUUCUCCGGCCGAAAAGAGCUUCAACCGAGCUGAUGUGUUCAAGCGACACUUGACUUCGGUUCAUGGUGUCGAACAAACUCCUCCCAACAGUCGAAAAAAGAGUCCGUCCAACAACAACAACACCACCACCACCAACAACAACCACCGAAAACUCUCCAGUUAUUGCCAAGACGCCACAGGCAAAUGCUCCACUUGCUCAGCCACCUUCAACAAUGCUCAGGACUUCUAUGAGCAUCUUGAUGAUUGCGUGCUGCGGGUGGUACAACAAGAAGAGCCGAGCGAGGCUAUCAAUGUUCAACAUCUCUCCAACAUUGACAAUGACGAUGCUGUCCAGGAGACUUUGGACCGACACAUGAUCAAAACCGAAGAUGCUCCGGCCACCAGCUUUGAUGAAGAAGAUGACGAUGACGACGAAGAGGAUGACGACGAUGAGGAUGACGACCCAUCGUUCAACAGCCGAUCAGGCAAAGGCGCCAUCAAGUCUCACAAAGCUUCUGGUUCGGGGAAAGCCGUCAUUGGUGGCGGAGUCUCCAAGUCCAACAAGUCCACCAGGAAGGGCAUGACCUGGUCCAAAGGGGGUGUUGCUCUGGUGGGCAAAGGUCGCAAGAAGAGAAAGCACUACCCGCCAUCCUGGGGUAUGUCUGCCGAGAAGAUGCGCAUGAAGAAACGCGUGCUCUGCGUCUAUGAUGGGGAGCGACGGCUAUGGAAAGAUGAUAUGAUGCUCCACAACGAGUUUGAGGUUCGAAUGACGUUGCCUGACGGCAAGAACUACGUUACCGACCUCGAUGUUCAAACACUGAACCGAGCCGAGGCCUUCCACAAUGCCUCACAAGAAGAGAAGGGCCCUUGGCUCCCUCCCACCGAUGAUGAUGCUCAUGGUUUUGACUUGAAUGCCUUGAUGGCUUGA
This is a messenger RNA of Rhinocladiella mackenziei CBS 650.93, 2358 nucleotides long. RefSeq lists its product as uncharacterized. Lineage: Eukaryota; Fungi; Ascomycota; Eurotiomycetes; Chaetothyriales; Herpotrichiellaceae. The transcript has 2 exons. The coding region runs from base 1 to 2358 and encodes 785 amino acids. The record is from RefSeq and is a predicted model, not a curated record.